Vicia villosa (hairy vetch) is the source of this 963-nucleotide messenger RNA. RefSeq lists its product as uncharacterized. The coding region runs from base 1 to 963 and encodes 320 amino acids. The record is from RefSeq and is a predicted model, not a curated record. The transcript has a single exon. Lineage: Eukaryota; Viridiplantae; Streptophyta; Magnoliopsida; Fabales; Fabaceae.
AUGAAGCUCAUCAAGGCUGCAGGUUUGAUUAAAACUGUUACUCAUUUUUCAAAGUGUUAUGAAAUGCUGGUGAAGGAAUUUAUUGUGAAUUUGUCUCAAGAUUGUGGUGAUGGAACAACUGAUGAUUUUCAUAAGGUGUAUGUUAGAAGAAAGUGCAUAGAUUUUUCCCUUGCUGUUAUCAACCUAUAUCUAGGUAGAGAUGCUGAGGCUCAACCUGAGCUUGAAGUGACUGAUAAUGAGGUUUGCAAGGUAAUCACUGGUGGUAAGGUUAAGAAGUGGCCCAUAAAGAGCAAACUGUCUGCUAGUUCUCUUAAUGUCAGGUAUGCAUUGCUGCACAAAAUUGGUGCUGCUAACUGGGUGCCUACCAAUCACACUUCCACCAUUGCUGUUGCCCUAGGAAGAUUCAUAUAUGUUGUGGGAACCAAGACAAAAUUUGACUAUGGGACCUACAUAUUUGAUCAAACUAUGAGGCAUGUUGGUACCUCUGCUACCAAGCUUCCCAUUGCUUUCCCAUCUCUGAUAUGUGGAAUAAUCCUCAAGCAACACCCUGGAAUUCUGAAAAGUAAAGAUUCUGUAUGUAAGAGGGAGAGUGCUUUGUCUUUUCACUACAAGCUGCUGCAGAGGUCUGAUGACAAGACAUCUGCUGGGACAUCACAACCCAGCAAAUCUGUGAACAAAGCUCUUCUUAUUGCUGAGCUAAAAGAGACUUGUCAAGAGUUGGACAACAGGAAGCUGAAACUUGAAAAUCUCAUCCACAGUCUUGAGCAGUCUACAGAUGAUGAUCUUGCUGGUGAAAAGGGUGGUGACAAUAUGGAUGAAGACAAAGAGGCUGAGGAAGAAGCUGAGGAAGAGGCUGAGGGUGCUGAGAGUGGGAGUAGUGAUGCUGCUGAAUGGACUAGUAGCUCAAGUGAUGACAAUCUUGGUGGCUCUAGUGAUGAAGACAGUGAUGGGUCUGAUGAUUAG